Messenger RNA from Hemiscyllium ocellatum (epaulette shark), 2208 nucleotides. It is a transcript of the gene aatf, whose product is annotated as apoptosis antagonizing transcription factor. The record is from RefSeq and is a predicted model, not a curated record. The transcript is spliced from 12 exons. Gene Ontology annotation, cellular component: nucleolus; nucleus. NCBI's taxonomy places the organism in Eukaryota, Metazoa, Chordata, Chondrichthyes, Orectolobiformes, Hemiscylliidae. Bases 11 to 1588 code for a protein of 525 amino acids. Gene Ontology annotation, biological process: regulation of transcription by RNA polymerase II.
UAGAGGUAAGAUGGCGGCGACUAUAUCCCAGCAGUUGGAGGACUUAUUAAACCCUUUGCCGACCUUUAAAGACCCGGAGGACGAGCACGAUGAAGCAACUAUUGCUAAAGUCAUUGACAGAUUCGACGAAGGGGAGGAUGAGUCGACGUUUGAUAGUAAGCUGCGGAAGUGUGCUUCAGUUUUGCUGUCUGAUACAGACAAGAGGUAUGCUGGGCAGGCAACCUCUCGAAAGGCACUGCAGGAAGAAACUGGACAGAAUUCUGUUUAUGGCUCCUCAGAUGAUGAAGAAGAAGAAAUGUUUGAAGACUUGGAAAGCAGUGAAGAUGAUGAGGAAGAAGAUACCAACAAUGACUCAUUAUGUAAUACAAUUAAGGGUUUUAAGAAAUCCAUAGAAGGAAUGGAUGAUGGCGAAAGUGAAAGUGAAUUGGAAGAAAUAGAGGAGGAGGAGGAGGAAGAGGAAGAAGAAGAAGGUCAGGAUGAUGACAGGAGUCAUGAAGAUGUGGAGAAGGACAAUGUUACAGUAAUGAAGUUCAGUAAGGAAAAAGUAGCUGAAGAGGUGGCGAAGGGGCAAUCCGUAAAAAACCAAAUAGCAUUGUGGGAUCAACUACUUGAAGGGCGAAUCCGACUACAGAAAGCUCUUGUGACUGCCAAUCAGCUUCCACAGCCAGAUUCCUUACCUACUUUCAAAAAAGAAGGUGGACCAGAAUUUUCAACUGCUUUGAAUGACAGUUGCAAAGCACUGAAGGCACUUCUGAGGUCACUCGUUGAACUUCAGGAUGAACUCCUUUUCCAGUACCAAGGCACACAACACUUUGUCAGUGGCAAGAAGCCAGAACUGGACAGUGAAGAGAUUCCCAGUGAUGAUGAAAUUGAGGAUGUGCAGAAGAGGAAAAGGCCACAGAAAAGGAAACUUAAAGUGGAUGAGUACCCAGACUUCAUGGCUAAGCGGUUUGCUGACCUCAGAACAUUUCGUAAUAGUACAUUACAGAAAUGGCAUGAUAAGACAAGAUUAGCUUCAGGCAAAAUAGGCAAGGGGUUCAGCGCUUUUGAGCGUUCCAUCUUGACACAGAUUGAGCAGAUUAUGAUGGAUAAAGAAAGGUUGAUAAGACGGACUCAGACCAAACGAUCCUUGUAUAAAAUUCUUGGAAAAGUGGAAGAAGAUUCUCAGCAGAUCCCAGAGACUGUACCUGGGGAGAUGGAGGUUGUGCCACAAGGAAAGUCAAAUGCACAUCUGAAAGACAUAGAUGAAGAGAUUUUUAAUGACGACGAUUUUUACCAUCAGCUCCUCAGAGAACUAAUUGAGCGGAAGACUACUGCUAUAGAUCCAAAUGAUCAGAUUGCUAUGGGCCGACAAUGGCUUGCAAUUCAGAAACUACGAAGUAAGAUUAAGAGAAAAGUAGAUACCAGAGCAAGCAAAGGCAGAAAAGUAAGAUACCAUGUUCACAGCAAAUUAGUGAGUUUCAUGGCACCUAUUGACCAUAGUACAAUGAACGAUGAUGCAAGGUCAGAACUGUACAGAUCUCUGUUUGGAAAAAUCAAGCAAGCUGAAGACAUGCAGUACUCAUCACCACUGGUCUUUGGACAUUGAUUAUAGCAAAAAAAAAUUUUGCUUUUGACAUCCAUUUUUCUACAAGACAGGACUAUACCGCCUUCCCUUUCAAAUUCCAUUCUGGCUAGAAAGUUUUUUUUUACAUAUAGAAGUCACCAGGUUUCUGACCAAUUUAUGUGCCCAACCCACAAUCUGUAUAUUGGCAAUUUUUACCAUGUUGAAUGGUUUGUUUUUACAGUGGAUGACUGGAGAAGGAUAAUUGGGAUAGAGGUAAUGGCAGUUUGAAACACUUAUCUACACAUCUGUGUUCUCUUCUGUAAGAGAAUAGUGCGUUUCCCAAAAUUAUCAUUUUUGCCUUUUUCCUAGUGGCAAUUAUUGCUGUUCUGAAUAUAGUUAUUAAAAAAAAAUUUAAGGCUAGCUGGAGUGACGUUUUUAAAAUAAUAGUUGAUCUUAAUCAUGAAAUUUUUCAUAUACAGGAAAGGUAAUCUUUUAAAGAUCAGAACAAAGUUUAUAAAAAAGCAAAAUUUAUGUCUUGCAGUUAAAGUACCACUAUCUCAUGAUGGAAAUGAUUGAAUAAGGUAUAUUGAUGUUAAAAGAAGCUGGAAAUAAACUAAGCCUUGCACAAGUUCAUUUUAGUGCAUUGUUGAACCUGCCAUUAA